CACACCCAUCCAAUUGCAUUUUAAUAAAAUGGCGGGAGCAGGGCCAGCUGUAGUGAAUGUUAAAGACUGGAUCCAUUGUAAUCAUUGCUAUACCGAGCCUCCUAAGGAUAGAAGGAACACUCAGUUCAUUAUAACGUCGUGUGGUCAUCUUUUCUGUGGGAAAUGUUAUGGCAAGAGAGAGAAGUUUUGUCUGGUAUGUAAGGCAUCAUGUAGUGUAGUUGAUCUAUCAAAACAAGUUCCACCAGAUGUCAUGAUAUAUUUCCACACUCCUGAGUCCAUUAUACAGAGAUUCAUCUUCCAAUUCGAACGAGUAUCUAAAUUUCAAAGGGAGCAGAGGACUAGAUUAGUAAAACAUAAAAUACAGAAGUUGCGGGAGGUUGCUGAAAGAAAGGAGAGGGAGUUAUUGUUAAAUGAAAAGGAAAAUGCUAGACUGAGACAAAUUAAAUUGAAUUUGGAAUCAAGAUCUGUUUCCUUUCCUCCUUCAUCAUCAAACUCUACUACCUUACGUCCUCCUCCUUCAAUACUAAGAACUGGGUAUGGUCCCAUACAGACUCCGCCUAGUUUCACGAGGCCACACCCAUCGAUGACCCUACCACCAUCAUGUGGUGCUCCUCCAUCACUAGCAGAUAGACCAGUGGGCCGAGUCAAUACAUUAACAACCUUUCCAAUGAGAGGAACCAAUACUCCAGUUACUGUUUCAUCAGAUACAAGGUCAUUUCAACCUCCUCCUCCUCCUGAACCAACUCAUCCCUCACCAACUGGAGGAAGGAGAGUCACUCCAAAAGAAAGUGGGCGUGUCACUUCUAGACCACACCCACUCCAAUCAUCAAUAAGGCGGUCGGGUAGCUCUGGGGAGAGUACCCCCUACAUAUCACCCUCCAUUGUAUCCUCUGCUGUUGCUAGGAGACCAACUGUUGCCAUGACGCCGGCCGUCAAUGACUCAGCAGUUUUAUCCUGCAUUAGAGCAAGGGCUCAGGAAAGGGGCGGGGCUAUAGGUGGGGCCUCAAGAGGAGGAGGAGGUGAGAAGAGGAAACUUGAGACUGAAUCAAUGAGACCUCCCAGUGGAAAGAGAGUAUUAAAUUCAUUGAUUCCUCCUGGAAGACUGAGUAUAAGGACACCACCCAUUAAUGGGAAGAUGGGUGUUAUUCGUAGUUCAAGAUUAUUAUCAAGUGCUUCUCCAAGACAUGAAGAUGCUCCAAUGUCAGUUGCUCCUACUUCUAAUCAAACCACGAUCAAUGAAAGAAGGCUAUCAGCUCCUUUAUCAUUAAGUGCUUUUCAAUCACAACUAGGAAGCAAUGGAAGCUAUUCACAUCAACGUCCACCACUAGUAAAGAUGUCUUCUCCCCGAUAUUCAUUACACUCCAGUCCAAUGAUCAACUCCAUUAGAUUAUAAAUAAUGAAUAAUGACAAUAAUAAAUUACUAUCAAACUAUUGAACUGUUCUAUAUAUGAGCUGAGCUCUAUUAACUAAUAUCAUUGCACUAAUCACUUAUUUCACUGAAUAUCAAUUAUCAAGAUCACUUAA
Molecule: messenger RNA, 1524 nt
Organism: Amphimedon queenslandica
Lineage: Eukaryota; Metazoa; Porifera; Demospongiae; Haplosclerida; Niphatidae
Product: probable E3 SUMO-protein ligase RNF212
Exons: 13
Coding region: 29-1393 (454 amino acids)
Biological process (GO): homologous chromosome pairing at meiosis; protein sumoylation; reciprocal meiotic recombination
Cellular component (GO): synaptonemal complex
Molecular function (GO): SUMO transferase activity
Source: RefSeq, a predicted model, not a curated record